Messenger RNA from Colletes gigas, 3032 nucleotides. RefSeq names its product origin recognition complex subunit 4 (gene Orc4). The record is from RefSeq and is a predicted model, not a curated record. Lineage: Eukaryota; Metazoa; Arthropoda; Insecta; Hymenoptera; Colletidae. Gene Ontology annotation, molecular function: ATP binding; ATP hydrolysis activity; DNA replication origin binding. The transcript is spliced from 6 exons. Gene Ontology annotation, biological process: DNA replication initiation; DNA replication. The coding region runs from base 127 to 1482 and encodes 451 amino acids. Gene Ontology annotation, cellular component: nucleus; nuclear origin of replication recognition complex.
UUGUAAACAACCUGGUUCCAACGCUUUAGUAAUCAAAGAUUUGACAUUUCUCUAUUAAUUUAGAAUUUUUGAAAGUACAUGCCCUUUCACCCUAUCAAUUAAUACAGUAUCUAUAAAAAAUAUAAUAUGAAUAAAAAAAAAAAUAUGGCCAUUGAUUUUCAAGAUAAUAUGAUAUUGUUUACAAGGAAAUAUUUAAAACGUAAAAUUAUGUGCCCUGAAACAAAGUUUAGGCAUCAUGUGAAAGAACGCUUGCAUAUAUUGGAACUAUUAAAGCGUACGGUCGACAUGGGUGAAAGUAAUUCUGCUUUAUUAGUUGGUCCUAGGGGUUGUGGAAAAACAACACUAAUAAAUAGUGUUUUAAAAGAAUUGUCGUCUAUAAAAAGUUUCAAAGAAAAUGCUUUAAUAGUAAAUCUUCAUGGUCUUGUACAUACUGAUGACCGUUUAGCAUUGAAAGAUGCUACUCGUCAGAUGCAAUUAGAAAAUGUAGUGGGCGACAAAGUGUUUGGUACUUUUGCAGAGAAUUUGACUUUUCUGCUUGACUGUUUAAAGGCAGGCGAUAAGAAGCGUUCGAAACCAGUUAUUUUUAUAUUAGACGAAUUUGACUUGUUUUGCAACCACAAUAAUCAAACACUGCUGUAUAAUCUAUUUGAUAUUACUCAAUCUGCGCAAGCUCCAAUAUGUGUGCUAGGAAUGACUUGUAGAUUGGAUGUUAUAGAACUUUUAGAAAAAAGAGUUAAAUCAAGAUUUUCUCAUCGUCAAAUAUUCUUGUUUCCUGGUGAUACAUCAUCGUCGGAGCAACCAAAGUCUGGUUUUGAUGAUCGUUUAGAACUCUUACAACAUCUUCUCAGUCUCCCUGACGAUGAAAAUGUUAAUAGGAUAGAACAGCAAUACGACGAUUGUACAAUAGAUCCACAAUUUGGGUCUAUGUGGAAUGAGUAUAUAAAAACUUUAAUCAAUAAUGCUACUAUGGUUAAUUUGUUAAAGAAAAUGUAUCAGAUUGAUGUAAGCGAAAGAAGUUUUAGAAAUUUUCUGGCAGUUGCUGUAUCUACAUUGUCAGAGAAACAUCAAAGACUAGAAGUAAAUGAUUUCGUAGAAGCAAGUAAAAUAUUCUCUCAAGACGAUAAGGUUCUAAUGCUCGAGGGAUUAUCUGUUUUAGAAAUUUGCUUGAUAAUAGCAAUGAAACACGAGACAGAAAUUUAUGAAGGAGAACCAUUAAAUUUUGAGACAGUUUAUAAUCGUUAUAUUAAAUUUGCUAAUCAAAAUUCAAGUAUACAAAGUGUUCAAAGGCCUGUUAUCAUGAAGGCUUUCGAGCAUAUUAAGAACUUGGAGAUCAUAAUGCCGGUGAGCGGUAUUAAUUCAAAAGUGGAAAAAGAAUAUCAGUAUUAUAAAUUUUUACUUACGCCGCAACAAGUCAUGGAAGCUGUGAAAAAUUACCCUGGACUGCCAACAGAAGUGUCUCAGUGGUCUUUGAGCAGCAUAUAAUAGCGACAGCUCAUAUAUGAAACUGCGAAUGCUAUGAAAAUUUGCAUUUAUAAUGCACCAUUCAUUUAUUAUUUUAACUAACAAAAUAUUUUGCUAGCAAGUUUCAGAUUCAUAUUUUCCAUAAACUUUUAUGGAAAGGAUUAAUAUUAGAACGUAUUAAAACGUUUUUUAUUUCAUAUUGAAAACCUAUUCGUUACAAGUAUUUAUUAGAAACACGGAAUUUUGUUUCCUAUACUGCAUUUUGUACAAAUGUUUCAUUGUGCAUGUUCAUUUUGUAGGCAUGUGUUCUUACAUACAGGGACUUAAUACCAAUGUUAUGUCAGUAAAGUUAUACCGAAACCGAUAUAUUACCAAAAACCGAAACAAAUACCGAUAUUAUUUCGGUAUUUCAAUUGUAGAAAUUGUCAAUCUGAGUAUUCACACUUUUAUCACCGAACUCAAGGAUCAAUCUUCGUUUGUUUAUAUUUCACAUCCUCUUUAGUACUAAGUUUGCUAUCUCAUUCUAAAGUUGGUAAUUAUUUUGGUUUUGGUAUUAGUACGACAAUUUCGGUACCACAUCUGUAGAGACUAGUAACAUAAUUACGGUAAGGAAAUAGUAUCGGUUUUAGGUCUCUGUUUAAAACAAAUCUUGAGAUUAUAAUAAAAUAGAGAAAUCGAAAACAUUACCGGUAAAUAUAGGAAAAUAUAUCGGUAUUUCUGUAUUUCGAUUUCUAUAAGGGUUAUAAAGGUAUAAUCGAAAAAUACCGGUAUAAGACCUUGCCUACAAUAAGCGUAACCAAAGACUUAAUACCGGUAUUAUUUCAAUAUCUCUAUUGUACAAAUAGAAAUAUGAAUCGAAUACUAAUAUAUUAAAUACAAUUAAUACUAUAGUUUAUUCUAGUAUAAUUAAAGCUAAAAGUACCAAUAAUUCAGUAAUUAUUCAGUAUUUACAAAAAUCUUUUUCUGUAGCACGCAAGCUUAAUCAUCGGAUUGUCGUUAAAUCGUCAUGUCCCAUUUCCGAACAUUAGAGUUUUUCACACUAAACCAUACAAUGUACUACGAUACUUAGUGCACUAAUAUAACGUACUGUUAAUUAUUUUAUUUUCAACAUUAAUGUGAUUUCGGUACCAUAUCAGUUUCUGUAUUAGAAACUAAAAACACAUGCAUGAUAAGAAAAUAAGGUAAACCUUAUGUUUAGGGGAGGCAGCUGCGAUGACCUUGACCUUGACAUAUGUUGUCAAGGUCAUACCCCCCCAAAUGACCCUCGGAAGGUUUUAGCCGUCGCUCGUUUUUUAUUAAAAAAUUAUUAAUAAAAAUGUAUUAUUAGUAUUACACUAGUCUGCGUAUACCUAUACUCAAUGUGAUCUUGAUGUUCACACAGUUUAUGAAGGUCACACUCUUGAGCAUUUCCUAAAAAGUUAUAACUACCUCUCGUUUUUUAUUACAAAAUUAUUGAUAUAUAAAAAUUACCAGAAACAAAAAACAAGAAUAUGGAAUUUCGUUCCACGAGACCUGCAGAGCAUAAAAUAAAACAUUCCCCACGAGUAGUAUAGUAUCAUAUUAAAUUAAAA